AUAAAAAAGAUUUCCGUUUCUCAGUUAUCAGCUUGGAACCAUCCUCCCCAAACACAAAACAAUAUGCAACAGUUGUUACUGCGAUGCAACUGUCAAAACGGAGCUUUUCCGAGACCAGUAUGUACACACACUGGGGGUGGAGGGAUUAAGCUCCAAAGUGCUUGCUUCGAGGCAGUUUUUCCCUCGAGUUUAAGGCAGCUCAUCCUAACGCAGUUAAAUAAAAUCCGGGGAGUUUAAUUUUUAUUUACGAAUCUCCCCUUGCCUGAUUCGCAGUAUUGGGAUCGCGCCUUCGAGAAAUCUGAAGUGAUUAAUAGAAUAGAAUAGUGUAAUUGUUCCUUCUAUAAUUUAUUUCACUAUUUUACAACCAAAUCUCUAAUCAACAGUUGCGAAAAACGCAAGGGCCACCAAAACGGGUAAUUCAGAAUGCACUACCUUCCAAUCGACUCCAUUGCCUUGAUCCCUAGUCGUUGUCCUGUGAAAAAUCGAUUCCAGUUAUCCUGCGAGUUUGUGCUGUCAAAUUCCCGAGCUUUUGCUAUCCUUCUGCAUUGAGAAUAAUUUUGAGUGACUUGACGUGAAUUGACAUGAAUUGCGAGUAGUAGACUCGUGUUCGCCAGGAUCCUCGCAUGAGCCAAGAUGAUUGUUACCUCCGCUUCUGGACUGGAUAGCACUCCGACGCUCGGCACCGUCGAGGUGACCACGCUGCUGGGCGCCUUUUUCGGCGUCCUCGUUCUACUGCUCCUGUUGUUUCUCUUCAUCAGUCGCAAGUGCUGCUUUCACUACCGCCAUGCCAUCAACUGCUGUGACGAGCGCCACCUGGCAGUCAAGUGCGUGCAGAAAAUCACGCGAAAGAGACGUUACGAGAACACCAGCUCCGACUCGGAGGAGGACAUCUUGCGGCGCCUGCGGUGGCACCAACAGCACCAGCUGGGCGAGAAGCCUGGCGGAUACGGGCUGGGAAUCAGCCAAGAUAAUCCGCUGACGGCACAGAGCUUCAGCUACCACCAGGCAGGCGUCGGUGCCGACCUGCAGCGGGUGACGGUGACGGGUGACCCGUUGGCCAUUGCUGAGCGUGGCAAAGUUGGAAUCCCGUCGUCGCACAGUGAGUGCAGCUCGAACGACUCUAUGGAGGUCUCCGUGGAUAGUCAUAUAGGCUUCCUGACGGGCCUGAGCAAAGCCACAACCACAGUCCCUCACCCGGCGACAGCCUUCCGCAAUCCGUGUGCAGAACACCGGGUUAAAACCCAGGCUCUGAGGUAUCAGCACCGGGUCGACGUGGCUGCUCCGCCCAAGCUGGACAAGGAAAGGGACAACGUGCUGGUUAAUGACUACAGCAUUAAUAACAACAACUCGAUUACGACCAGCAAUAACAAUCCCAGCAGCAACAACAACGAUGACGAACCCCUGUUUGACACCAGCGACUUGCGUUCGAUCAAGUCGGAUGACCUACUGGUGGGGGUGGACCAGAAGGAGUCGCCCGUCCAAAGAGGUCCCAUCGAGCUUGAGCUGUCGCUGCUGUACGACGCCCCGAUGCGGAAAAUGACGGUGCACGUGAUGCAGGCCAAAAAUCUUCCGCCCCUGGGUAGUGGGCAGACAACCCAUACGCAGGUCCGGAUGUUGAUGCUGCCGAGCAAGAAGCAGAAACUCAAAACCAAGAUCCGCAGCGGUGAAGUCCCACAGUAUAUGGAGAGCUUCCUGCUGCACCGCGUUAACCCAGAAGAUGUGAACAACAUGGGGCUGCGUGUGCGGCUUUACGGCUGCGAGCGACUGCGUAAGGAACGCCUGAUUGGGGAGGCGUAUGUGAGCUUCGCCACUGUAGACCUUGAGCUGGAGACGAACCUAUGGCUGCCACUGGAGCCCCGCAACACCUCUUCGGGCCUGGGUUCUACCAGCGAUCUGUUGAGCCUGGCUCGGUCAGAAAGCGCAGGCUCCACCUCGUCCAUGCAGCACGGGGGCGUCUCCGAGUUGCUGCUGGGCUUGAGCUACAACGGGGUCACCGGGCGGCUGAGCGUGGAGAUUAUUAAGGGCAGCCAGUUCCGUAGCUUGUCGCUGAACAAGGCGCCCGACACGUACGUUAAAAUGGUUAUGGUCAGCAGCAUCGGACAAGAGAUCUCCCGGGCCAAAACGUCAAUCCGCAGAGGUCAGCCCAACCCACUAUUUAAGGAGACAUUCGCCUUUCAGGUGGCCCUGUUCCAGCUCAACGAUGUAACUCUGAUGAUCUCCGUGUACGCAAAGCGGCACAUGAAGAAGAACGAGAUGGUCGGCUGGUUCAGCCUGGGGCUGAAUUCGUCCGGAUCGGAGGAAGUGGCCCAUUGGGCAGACGUUUGUGAGAUGCCUAAGGGCGAGAUGCUGGCGCGUUGGCACGUGCUGGUGGACUCCUGAUUCGAGCAGCUGGGCCAGUCCUCCGGACGCAGCGGAAAGGCCCUCCGAAAGCUGGGUCUCGCUGCAUUCAAGGACCGGUCCCGCGAUAAGGACUCCAAGGAGUCGCGCCUGGAGAAGGACGGAGCUCAAUUCCAUGCUGACAACGCGGUCGCACUUGAUAUUGAGCCAGGCCUGGAGCUGGACUUUGUCUAAAGCAGAGUUCGGUGUUUGUGAUUUGUUUUUACAAGGGUCGAUGCCAAAUGACGGCUGCCGUUGACGAGUGCUUGGCCCGGGAUGAGACCAACUUCUUAGUCGGUAGGGUCAUCCGAACAAUCUAGCCCAGACUGGGCAAAAAAAUAUUUGUAAUUUGAAAUCAAUUUGGCACACAUUUUGUUCAUAAAAUGUAUGAAAUAUAAAAAAAUGAAAAGGAUUAACCUAGAAUAUUCAAAUUUUAUACGCACUGACACGUAGAGUGCAUACCAGUACAUAAAUAACUACUCGAAAUUUGAAUUUUAUGAUUGUUUGUGAUAAAGAAUACUAUAUGAAAUACCAAAGGGCCGAAAAGAGCGUAUUUAAGAUUUUGAGUGCACAUUUGUGCAUCUGUACAAUCUACGGAUGAGUGACGAAUUUUUGUAAUUUACCUUUCUGCAUCUUAUAUUUAAAUAUUAAGCCAGGCAUAGGCUGCCCAAAGUCUGUUGAGACUAGCACUUUUUUAUUACCAAAAUAUGAAAACCGAAAACACAUUUGAACAUUUGUAGCCAUUGCAUAAGUACAUAUAUACAUCAAACCUGCAAUUUACAUACCUUAACAAACCUACAUACAUAUGUAACUCUUGUUUUUUUGAACAAGAGCCAUGCGCAUGUUCCAGUUUUGAUAUUCAAAGAAAGACAAAAGUAUCGGUACCUUAGAAUUUAAACGCACAAAUACAUCUUCUACAUAAGAAGACAAGUUGGAAAAAUGUUGGCAAAAAUAUUAGGAAAUCUGCGAAUGCAAGCAUGCUAAAUCGCGUGUGGGGCAAGAAAGGGGAUUUUAUUAGAGCUUUAUUUCUAUUUAAGGAUCGGACUAAAGAACACAUAUUUAGGUCCUCCGCUGAAGAAUCAGAGGAUCGUUGAUAGUCAUUGCAGCUGGAUUUUUCAAGGACGAAUGAAAUGAGAGCACUUUGGUUUUGCAUUGAAGAGCAUGAAUUACAUAACUUUAACUUAUAAAAGAAGAAAACUUAAAGCUUUAAUAAAUAUUUAAACAAUUUGUUUUUAAACUCAAAUUAAUUCGAAACCUAAAAAAGCUAAACUAUUAAGGUAUUGCCAUGCGCAUCCAACGUAAUAUUAAUUUGUAUGUUAAAUAAUAGGAGAGUAUUUUGCAAUUGAUAGUAUUUAUAUUUUAAAAAUCUGUAUGUUUUAAGUGUCGAAUAUUUUAUAACCGCAAUUCGAAUGAAUGUGUGUUCCUUGUUACUAAAAGGCCAUAUAUAAACUCUCAUUAGGGAAGGAGAGCGAUGCUAAAUCUAAUCAACUAAUCGAAAUCGUUAAUGUCGGUAUUAUACAUUUCUAAAUUCAAUAGUACAACGGCGGUUAGCCUUGACUCAAAGCGCGUCAUUAUUGUCAGGUGUUUAAGUC
Messenger RNA from Drosophila erecta, 3968 nucleotides. It is a transcript of the gene Syt14, whose product is annotated as synaptotagmin-14. Lineage: Eukaryota; Metazoa; Arthropoda; Insecta; Diptera; Drosophilidae. The record is from RefSeq and is a predicted model, not a curated record. The transcript is spliced from 5 exons. Bases 634 to 2379 code for a protein of 581 amino acids.